Molecule: messenger RNA, 2488 nt
Organism: Moneuplotes crassus
Lineage: Eukaryota; Ciliophora; Spirotrichea; Euplotida; Euplotidae
Source: the annotation of a GenBank genome assembly
AAAUUUCAAGUUUCAUCGAACGCAUCCAUGAACAAAGAUAAAACAGAUUCUUCAGAACAAAAUGGUCGCCCUGCUGAACCAGGCGAUCAGAUUUGUAAAGUAGAUUCAGAUCAGAAUUUGGAAAAACAAACCUCUGAAACAAUAGAAAACUUAAAGGGAGGAGUAAAUAUGGGUUCCAAACCGAACACAGUAAACCUUAAAAAUCAACCUGAUGGAGAAGCCCCCACAGGCCAAGAAAUUGAUAGAAAUACUCAGGAAAUUACACAGAAUUUAGCCGUACCUGAAAUAGCUCCUGAAGAUAACAUGAAAAAAAUCGGAGAAAAAGAAGGUACAAAUUCACCUGCUCAAAAUAUUUUAAAAGAGCCACAAGAAGAACCAGAGGCGGAAACUCAUCAAAAUCAAGUAAGCGAGGUUGCUCCUGCUAUUGCGGAAGCAUCUCAGCCUCAGAAGGAGAUGACCGCUGAAACGAGUGAAAAUUUUCCUAAAUCUAGAGUAAUGGAAGUGAAUACUGAAAAUAUCUGAGAGAAGCCUAUAGAGCAUCAAACACAGCUUAUUGAAAUUAGCAAAGAAAGUCCUGAGAAGCCUGAAAAUCCCAGGAAAAAUACUGAAGAAAAAUUAGGAAGUAUAGUACCUCAAGCUCCAAGUGUAAAAAGAUCACUCCGAGAGCGUAGAACUCGCGGAAUAAGAGGGGCAGAUGCUUCGCACAAGUGCCACGUCUGUGAGAAGAAUGGCUUAAGAGCUGGACUCAUCCCAUGAACACAAGGCAAAGAAGAAUGUGACAUUUUCUUUUGAAAUAUUUGAAUUAAAUAAAUUUAACCAGUCCUUAAGUGAAGAAGAUAGCCUAAAGGGCAUUGAGUGCCCAGUGUGUCAGGGCAUCUGUUCUUGCUCUAAAUGUAGAGCCUCUGUCCUUGAGGAGGACUUCCAAAAAGUCAAUGAGCUCCUAGCCCAAACCGCAAGUAAAGAUGGUGGAAUGGGCAAUCAAAAUGCUGGAUUACAGCCCGAGCCUACAAAGGCAGAACAUGAUGUUGAGAUGGAAGCAGAGAUCACUCAAAGACAAGAAGAGUUUAUGCCGGAGGAAGAUAAAAUUGAAGACCCAGCUCCUCAAUCCCCAACUGAGAUAGAUUCAUCUGCUAAUCAGACCGGACAAACAUCGUCAAGAGGAAGAAGAGCUGGAGUUCCAAGAGGGCCAUACAAAAAGCACAAUAGUGAUGGUGCAUCUAAGAAGAAGUCCAAAAGAGGAAGAAAGAGGAAGAAUAGGAAUCUCCACGAUGGCUCUUCGGAUUCAGAUAUAGAUCUUUUCAACUAUGACAAAUUUUUAAAACGAGCGAGUAAAAAGGGAACAAGAGUUCAUAUGAAUGUCAGGAUGUAUGCUCUUAGAACUCCAGUUGAAGGCUUCACUUGUUUGCUCAGAUCAACUCUUCCUGUUGAGAUAGAUCAAAAGACCCAGAAUUCCAAGAAGACAAAUAUGGUAAAAGAGAAAGAGAUAGUGCCUGCCCAAAUGGAACCUUCCGAAGAUAUUAUUAAGAACGAGAAAGAAUUUGCUGAGCAAGAUUUUGGACAUGAAAAUUCAGAAAGACAAAAUUCUAACAAAGAUUACUUGCACGCUGGUGAAGACUUCUAUAAUGUCGAUGGUUAUGAAGCUGGCAGAUACAACCUUCGGAGACGAGCAGCUGAAAAGAAAUAUUAUGUCGAAGACGUUGAAGGUGAAGGAGAGUUAGAAAAUCCAAGGUACCUUAAAGCUGAAGAGUUCAAACAAGUUGCUCGGCCAACUCCUGGAAUCGGAACAAGCGGAUAUAAUAAGAAAAAGAGAAAGAAGAAAGAAGAUGAUGAAGAAUAUGUGGCUGAAGACGAUGACGAUCAAGAAGAGAAUGACGAGUUGACACCAGAUAAGCUACAAAUGAAGAACAAUAUGAUGAACAUGCACAACAACAUGCCUCAGAUGAAUCAUCAGCCAUUUGGAAAUCCUGGCCUUCCCCAAAUGAACCCAAUGGCAAUGAUGGGCAAUCCAAUGCAAGCUCAGAUGGGAAAUCAAAUGAGUAAUCAAAAGAGUCUAGGCAUGCAGAACAAUAGACCGCAAAACAUGCAAGGAAUGAUGCCAACAAUGGGAGGAUUUCCCGGCAUGAUGGGAAUGCCACAAAGUCUAAAUUCGUUAUCCUGGGGACUAAACAGGAUGCCGAAUAACUACCAGAACAACUUCCCUCAAGCAACAUCAUCCCAAAUGGGAAAUCAAACCUUUGGUGGUAUUUCAACUCUACCUGGAGGUAGUAUGGGAAACAAUCCCAAUAACUUCAAUUAUCAAGCUCAACGCCAUAACACCCAGGGUAUGAGUCCAAUGCAGUCUUAUCAAAUGGGACAGAAGCCGAAUAUGUCUAACAACACGUUCCCACAACAAAACCCUCAAAUGAAUGGUAACCCCAUACAGAAUAUGUACUUCCAAGGCCAAGGCCAAAACGGAAUGAUGAAUAGGAUGAAUAACAGAAUGAACUAG